Molecule: messenger RNA, 2256 nt
Organism: Aspergillus pseudotamarii
Lineage: Eukaryota; Fungi; Ascomycota; Eurotiomycetes; Eurotiales; Aspergillaceae
Exons: 3
Coding region: 1-2256 (751 amino acids)
Cellular component (GO): actin cortical patch
Molecular function (GO): oxidoreductase activity; phosphatidate phosphatase activity
Source: RefSeq, a predicted model, not a curated record
AUGACUUCACCGAAAGCUCAAACAAAGCAUCCCCCCGUUAUCCAGAAGCUCGAACGCUUAGGAGACCGCUCGUGGAGGAGAGAUUCGAUGCUAUACUCCCUGACCUCCUUCCUAUGGAAGCAGCCUUCGCUGCAAGCAGUAGAUACCCGCCAUCAUACCGUGUGGUUGUUCGAUAAUACCGCUUAUCUACGCGCGACCCCCGUUGCUAAGGGGCAGAAGGAAUCGUGGCACGCGGAAGUCGUGGCUUGCGUUUUUCGAAGGGACAGCCGGAAGGAUAUGAGUAAGAUCGUUGCCAUGAUUGCGGACCUCAUUGGCCUCGACGGAGAAAUAGGCACUGAAAGGGAGAUACGUCACCAAAUAGCGCGACGGUUACAACCUUUCCUAUAUCACGUUAUGCCUGCACAUUUGAUGAUGCUCGAGAUUCCUCAACCGAAUAGCACUACAAUCAUCCAGCAACUUGGUCCCACAAACAGCAAUGGCAUCAGCAGUCAGGUGGUGAAUAUGGGAGGCGGUCGCAUUGCAGAUGGGAAUAUUGUGCGCUCGUAUCUCCGUGGCUCGAGAGGCAAUAUCGCAAUGCAAACCUACUUCGCUGGCCCGAAAGGUUGGCUCGUGAUAUCGGACAUCGACGAUACCAUCAAGUAUACCAAAACCUCCGAGUCUACUGGAAUUCUUCGAACAACCUUUGUCGAAGAGCCGAGGCCUAUUGCUGGAAUGCCUGAGCUGUAUUCUCACAUGCACAGGGAACUUGCACCAGCAUGGUUCUAUGUAUCUGCUUCGCCGUACAACCUAUAUCCAUUCUUGCGAACGUUUAUUCAUACGCAUUUCAAUCCUGGGACCCUAAUUCUCAGAGAUUCCUCAUGGCUGGAUGUCAGUGAACUGGUCAAGUCAUUCACAGUAAAUACCAUGGAAUACAAGGAUCCGGAAGCAUACGCGGAGAUCUAUAAGAGGCACCCGCACUGGAUCCGUGCUAUUUGGAUCAGGAAAGUCACUGAUGUCCCACAUCUAGAAGAUCAAAAUUCUCCGGAGAGGUUCGAGGCAGCUUUCGAGGAUGUUCCCGACCGAGUAUGGAAGGUGUUUGAACAACCUGAAGCAGUGUUCGACUUCCCAGCGAAGCCCUUUUCUACCACAAUGGACGAGCAGACGUUCGUCCCGAAGACUAUGAGAGCCCUAUAUCACCGACCGGCUUCUACUGCCAUCACCGAUCAGACAGCUUUGGAUGCGCCCAGGGUGGAUUCGGGGAUUAUCUUCGACACGGACUUCCCAGUACCGAAGCCAGCAGCAAAUCAGUACCUCAUUAAGAUUCAAACAGCUGCUUUCUCUCAUGACGGACUAAGACUCGCUCGAAGCCUUCAUCCGUCGAAAUCAAUCCCUCAGAUUCCCCUGCACAACUAUUGUGGCAUAGUCAUCAGCACUCCCACCGAAGAUCACGAUAAACCAGAUGGCCCAAAAUUCAAAGUCGCCGACACUGUCUUUGGGCUCAUUAGCAACACCCGCGACGGCGCCGCGGCAGACUAUAUAGUCGCAACCGAAGAUGAGAUCGCGUUGAAGCCGAAGAACAUCAGCGCCGCCGAGGCAUCUACCAUCCCUGGACCUGCUCUCACAGCAUGGCAGGCUUUGUUCACAUACGGGGGCCUCGACCCCAGCGACGCGCGUCGUAAGCUGCGCGUUCUGGUGACUAACGCCCGUGACAACGAAGUCGCUGCCCAGGCGCUCCAACUGCUUCGGGCUCGAUCUCUAUUUCCACACCACCGGCCAUGGAUCUGCACCACCUGCUCAUGCCCGGAACACGACGACUUUCUGCGCGAUCAUGUCAAAGUGGACGAGGUUAUCGACGCCGCGCUCCCCUUACCACAAGACUUCGAUCUCGCCGAGAUUUUCCGCAAGAACAAAUGGGAUCCAGUCGACGUCAUCCUCGACUGCGCCGGAGAACAGAUGUUCAGCCUCGCCCACUCAUCCGACGUCGUCAAAAACAACGGUGUCGUCCUGACCGCCGUAGAUGACACAGCAGUACAGCCCCAAAAUGCUGACAGGGAAGCCCAGACCCAGAAACACGGCCUGUUCAGUCGAUUCGUUGCCUUGAAACCGGACGGUAAAGCCCUAGCUCGUAUUGCAGAACUGGUCGAAGAGGGUUCCAUCCGUGGCCGGGUCCAGAGUAUCGUGGAUCUGGCCCAUGGGGUGGAUGUCCUAGCGGCUGAGGCAGCUGGCGCCGGUGGAGGCAGGAGAGGAGGAAUGAUGGUCUUCCGGGUGAAUAUUUGA